This is a messenger RNA of Spodoptera exigua (beet armyworm), 1899 nucleotides long. The record is from the annotation of a GenBank genome assembly. NCBI's taxonomy places the organism in Eukaryota, Metazoa, Arthropoda, Insecta, Lepidoptera, Noctuidae.
AUGACGAGGCGAAAAAGUGUGUGUUCAAAGUGGACUUUAGUUUUAUUAGUAGUUAUAGUUUGUCCGUCUGUUUAUUCGCGACCUCAAGAUGAAGUGUCCGCUUCAACUACAAUUAAGGCACUGAAUGAAAAAACAACGAAUGCACCAAUAAGGUAUAAAAAUAAUAAUUUAAGUUCGAAUAGUUUUAAGUUAGCAUCUAAAGUCAUUAGUUUUGUAAAUACUCCAAGCACAGAUGAACGUAACGUCAAUAUAAAUAUCAAUAAUGAAAGCAAUCCAAGUAAUAUAAAGUUAGCUCGCAACAGAACAAGCCGUUCAAUACGUGCUAAUUCAGAAGAACGUAAAAACAAAUACAAACCAAAACCACUUGAUAGAAUCGAAGAUGAAACUCAUGAUAGAAAGAAACCAGCAAUCAGGAAAGUUUUAACUAAAUGGAGAGAUAAAACUAAACUAAAUGAUUUAAAUUUUUCCUAUGAAACAAGUACAUUAAACCCUGAUGUUAAAGGUACGACGAAAAUUAUUGGUAAUAGUCUAAAAGAUGACACAAGCACUGAAAAUUCUAGUGAAAUGAAUGCCAAAAGAUAUACAAGGCCUCCCAAUGAUAUGUAUGAUGAUCCAUAUUAUAAUGACAAUAACAAUAUGAUGUACAAUAAUAAUCCACGGCCCCAUUAUUCUUACCCAGAUGAAUCACAACAUGUUGUGUACACCCCAAACAUUCAAGUCAUUAAUACUCCACGUCCUCGUCCCACACGACCGCCACACUAUCACACAAACAUUCCUACACCCACACCUAUAAUAACAAACUUAGGUUAUCCAAAACCGUGGACCCAACAAGUAACUCGUAAAACAACAACACAAAGACCAUUUUACAAUACACGACCCACAAAUUAUGAAUAUAAUAAUCAUGUACAAAAUUAUGGUGGAAAUAACUACGAAGUAUCAACAUUUGAACCAACUAAUUCAUACACAGAUAGAAUUGUUAUAAGACCAGAAGAGUAUAGUCCACAUGCUGAAGAUUGUCCCACUAUUUAUCUAACUUUAAAUAAUACUUUUCAAGGCCAGGCUAAAGAAGCCUGCCCAGAUCUGAAUAUUGCAGUGAACACAAAUGUUAUUAAUAAGAACGUUGUAAUAGAAUCAGAGGAAGAGAGUGAUAGUUUAUUUCCUGGUGGGUUUGGUUUAGGUUUAGGUGACGACUCAGGUACUGAUUCAUCAAAAGACGAAGAUUAUUUUGAAUCUGAUGAGAAUCAAGAGGGAAAUACUGAGAGUGCAUCAAUUGAGGGCACAGAAUUAGCAAACUAUCACUCUGCAAAUAGUGUUAUCAAGCCCGAAUCUGCUGAAUCAAAUUUUGGAGCUGCUUCAUCACCAAGUUCUGCUAUUAUUGCUCCAGGUGGUGGAGGAGAUUCUGACGAUGACUUAUUUAGCUUUUCAUCACUAGUAGAUUUCUUUCGACCAGCUUUAGACGCUUUAGGUUGGCUAGCGACUAUUAAUCCUUUAAGCAUAGGCUUUUUUCCUUUAAUUUUAGCGCCUCUAGGGUUAUUAUUUGCGGGGUCGGGUUUCGCUGCAUUAUUUGCUCCUUGGUUUUUGCCGUAUGCUAGGGAAGCUCCAAAAGUUAUUCAUGUGUAUAAACCUGAGUGGCGGUGGGAUGAUGAUUUGAAAACGUGGCAGCUACAUUCAUUCCCAAAUAAUAGGAGAUUGGUUCCUGAUAUGAGUGAGGCAAGAGUAAAUAAGGGUAAUGAGAAGACAGGGGAUUUGAAACCAACAUUAUUUUCAAGAGUAAAAGAAUGGAUGAAGAAUGUUACAAAUAUAUUGAGAGAGAAUCAUAAUCGUCGGAUAGUUUCGAAUGCUAGAAAAACUAAAAGGAAGAAAAGAGAAGCUUGGACUAGGCGGCUUAAAAAUACAUAA